AUGGGUACCACCAUGAUUUUGACAUGGCUUCUCUUGUUGGGUCCAGCACUUCUGGAGGCCAAAACAGCUCCCUACGUCCAUCUGGUGAACGGAAGGCACCGAUGUGAAGGUCGUGUUGAGAUCUACUACCGAGGACAGUCGGGGACAGUUUGUGAUGACUUCUGGGACCUCGCGGACGCCCAGGUUGUGUGCAGGCAGCUGGGGUGUGGCAGGGCCAUUGCAGCUCUAGGAAGUGCCUACUUUGGGCAAGGCUCAGGGGACAUCGUGCUGGACAACGUGAGGUGCAGUGGAAAUGAGGUGUCCUUGCUGCGCUGCAAUCACACUGGGUGGAGGAUCCACAACUGUGCCCACUAUGAAGAUGCUUCUGCUGUCUGUUCAGAAGAGUCUGAUUCAAAACAAGCAGAGCCAACAUCAACAUAUACAACAUAUUCAGCGCUGGAGACAACAUCCACAGAAGGGACAACACCCAUAGAACCAAUGACGUCUCCAGGAGAGACAUCAAUGUCAGCAUCAACAGUCUUCACAGAGGAGACAAUGUUCCCUGGGGAGAUGGCCACCACAGUGCCAAUGACAACCCUAGAGGUCACACCCAACUCAUGGCGAAAGACCUCCCCAGAAGAGAUGUCUGCUCUACCAGAGACCUCUGCCCUACCGCUGUUGCACUCACUGCCUGACAUGAUCACCACAGUGAGAUUGGACACCACAGUGGAGGAAAGCACAACAGCAGGAAUGCCCAGCCCAACAUCUCCGACCAGCGCAGCACUACCCACCAGCACACCAGAGAUGUCCACCUCAGCAGAGAUGACCACCACAGCGGGAUCCAGUGCCACACCAGAGAUGUCCAGCUCAGCAGUGAUGUCCAGCUCAGCAGUGAUGUCCAGCUCAGCAGUGAUGUCCACCUCAGCAGAGAUGACCACCUCACCGGAGACGACCACAUUCACAAGGAUGAUAACCUCACCAUUGUUGAGCACCUCAGAGACAGCUAUGAGAGAAGAGGAGAGCACACCAGGGAUGCCCAUGAUAGAGCAGAAGAUAGAGGAAACAGCCCUCAUAGCAGAGAUGACCACCUCAGCAGACACAACCACCUCAGGAGAGACGACAACCACCUCAGUAGAGACAACCACCUUAGCAGAGAUGACCACAACCUCAGCAGUCACACCCACCUCAGAAGGGCCACCCACCUCAGAAGAGCUACCCACCUCAGUAGAGACAACCACCUCAGCAGAGACAACCACCUCAGCAGAGACAACCACUUCAGAAGAGACGACCACUUCAGCAUGGACUGCAAGAGGGGAAGGGAGUCCACCAGCUCCAGCACCCACCACAUCCAGGCCAUACUCCACAGGGCCCAGCGUGCGGCUGUCGGGCGGCAGGAACGGCUGCGAGGGCCGCGUGGAGCUGUACGACGGCAGCUCGUGGGGCACGGUGUGUGACGACCAGUGGGAUCUGCAGGAUGCCCAGGUGGUGUGUCAUCAGCUGGGCUGUGGCCAGCCCCUGGCUGCGCUGGACACUGCACACUUUGGCCUGGGCUCCGGCCGCAUCUUCCUGGACGACGUGCAGUGCCGAGGGGAUGAGCCCUCCCUCCAGAUGUGCCGGCACAACGGCUGGGGCGUGCACAACUGCAGGCACGUGGAGGAUGCCAGUGUCAUCUGUGCAGCUGCCAAUCCAACCCCUCCUGCUCAAUGGCCGUACACAACAGGGCCCAGCGUGCGGCUGUCGGGCGGCAGGAACGGCUGCGAGGGCCGCGUGGAGCUGUACGACGGCAGCUCGUGGGGCACGGUGUGUGACGACCAGUGGGACCUGCGGGAUGCCCAGGUGGUGUGCCACCAGCUGGGCUGUGGCCAGCCUGUGGAUGCCCCGCAAAAUGCUCGCUUUGGCCCGGGCUCCGGCCGCAUCUUCCUGGACGACGUGCAGUGCCGCGGGGACGAGCCCUCCCUCCAGAUGUGCCGGCACAACGGCUGGGGCGUGCACAACUGCAGGCACGUGGAGGAUGCCAGUGUCAUCUGUGCAGCUGCCAAUCCAACCACUCCUACUCAAUGGCCACUCACAACAGGGCCCAGCGUGCGGCUGUCGGGCGGCAGGAACGGCUGCGAGGGCCGCGUGGAGCUGUACGACGGCAGCUCGUGGGGCACGGUGUGUGACGACCAGUGGGACCUGCGGGAUGCCCAGGUGGUGUGCCACCAGCUGGGCUGUGGCCAGCCUGUGGAUGCCCCGCAAAAUGCUCGCUUUGGCCCGGGCUCCGGCCGCAUCUUCCUGGACGACGUGCAGUGCCGCGGGGACGAGCCCUCCCUCCAGAUGUGCCGGCACAACGGCUGGGGCGUGCACAACUGCAGGCACGUGGAGGAUGCCAGUGUCAUCUGUGCAGAGACAUCCACCCCUCUGGAAAUGACCACCACAGCACCAGCCCCUGCCACAGCCGAGGAGUCCAGCCCAGCACUGCUGACCACCACAACCACAACAGCUACCACAGCAAUGAGCAGCACACCAGCUCCAGUGGCCACCUCAACACCUCCACCAGCACUUUAUUUUUGUGGUGGCUCAGUCUCAGAUUCCUCUGGGGUGCUGGAGAGUCCCAACUAUCCUGGAAAUUAUCCAAACAAUGCUGACUGCGUGUGGGAAAUACAAGUGGAGAACAAUUUCCGUGUAACGCUCACAUUUAGAGAUAUUGUGAUGCAAAGCGGAACGUGCCAGCAGGACUACAUUGAAGUCUAUGAUGGACCUCUCCACUCUUCCCCUCUUCUUGGGAGAUUCUGUUCUGGUUCCUUUCCCACAUACGUGUCCUCUUCAAACAUGAUGAGUGUUCGCUUCCACAGUGAUUCCAGAUACUCCUUCAGAGGGUUUCAGGCUCACUACUCCUCCAUUCCAGCAGGUCACAACACCAGUAAGUUCCUGUGCUUGCCAGACUACAUGCACAUAGUGGUCAGCAGAGACUACCUCCAGUCCCAGGGCUACUCAGCACAGAGGGUCACGCUGAACGACAACCGCUGCAGACCGACAGUCACCUCACAGGAGGUUGUAUUCAACAUCCCCUACAGCGGCUGUGGGACAGUGCAAGAGGAGAACAACGACACAAUCAACUACUCCAACACCAUCAGGGUCGCAUCUUCCGGGUAUGUAAUCAAGAGGAAAAAGAACAUCAACUUGCAUGUCAGCUGCAAAAUGCUGAGGAAGAGCUGGCAGCAGGUGGUGUAUGCUGCUGAGGACACGGUGGAUGUGGACGAGUACCAGUUUGGAAGAUACAACAUGAACAUCACCUUCUACGAUUCCCCAGCGUUCCGGCGCCAAGUGCGCGGCUCUCCCUACUACAUCGACCUCAACCAAAACCUCUACCUCCAAGCCUGUCUUCACAGCUCAGACCCAAACCUGAAGGUGGUUGUGGACACGUGUGUGGCAUCACCUGACCCUCGCGAUUUUAACACGCUGGCCUAUUACUUAGUCAGGAAUGGGUGUCCUAGAGAUUCUUCCUAUGCCACGUACUACUCCCCUUCCAGCCACUUUGCUCGGUUCAAGUUUAACGCCUUCGAGUUCAUGAGCCGGCACCCGUCGGUGUUCCUGAAGUGCCAGAUGCUGGUCUGCAGGCUCGGGGACUACUCCUCCCACUGCUACCGGGGCUGCAGCUCCAGGGCCAAGAGAGACACCAGCUCUGCUGAGGAAAAAGUGGAUGUGGUGGUUGGGCCCCUUCAGCUCCGAGGAGGGGAUGCUCUGAGUGGGAACACCGGGAAAGACGAAUAAAUUUCUCUCACAUUUGCUCUAGGGUGACCAACGGGAUUCAAGAAAAGCCACAGCUCUGUCGCCUCUCACUGAAAUCUGCUUUUGCCAACUUUGCUAUAAAAAGGAAGAGAUCCACAGCUUGCAAGCUUCUGCUUUCACUAGCAUUUUUAAAAAGUGUAACUUCCCUGGCUGUCCCAAAGGAGAGUUCCCUGUAACCCCCUUUUUAGUGCUAUGACUCCUUGAAUUGUGCUAAUUAGCUCCAGUCUGAUUGUGGAUUUGAAGGCACUUGGGGAUAUGGUUUAUUGGUGGACUUAUCUGUGCUAGUUUAAUGGUAGGACUCGAUAACCUCAAAGGUCUUUUCUGACCUAAAUGAUCCCCUGAUUCCGUGACAGCCAGCUGGGAGCAAACUCCCAGCUCUCUUAAGAAAUAUUUAAUUCUCUCAGUUGUUUUCUGCUUAUGAAGUUUACUCAGCCGAGUU
Onychostruthus taczanowskii (white-rumped snowfinch) is the source of this 4189-nucleotide messenger RNA. RefSeq names its product deleted in malignant brain tumors 1 protein-like. The record is from RefSeq and is a predicted model, not a curated record. The transcript is spliced from 18 exons. NCBI's taxonomy places the organism in Eukaryota, Metazoa, Chordata, Aves, Passeriformes, Passeridae. Gene Ontology annotation, cellular component: membrane. The coding region runs from base 1 to 3732 and encodes 1243 amino acids.